Ricinus communis (castor bean) is the source of this 2141-nucleotide messenger RNA. Its product is annotated as arginine-glutamic acid dipeptide repeats protein. Lineage: Eukaryota; Viridiplantae; Streptophyta; Magnoliopsida; Malpighiales; Euphorbiaceae. The transcript is spliced from 3 exons. The record is from RefSeq and is a predicted model, not a curated record. Bases 141 to 1847 code for a protein of 568 amino acids.
GUGAAAUUAAGAAACCAAAAUCCAGAUUGAUUCUCAAUUUCGUCAUAAAGAAGUAAACUGCACAAAAUUAAGAACCAGAAAACCUUCAAUUGCAAAAUCCAAUUUAAAUCCCUAAAAAGGAAAAGAAUUUCUUAUAGGAAAUGAACGCAUCACAGUUUAUGGACAAGCAGAUAAUGGAUUUAACGUCAUCGUCAAUUACGCAACCAACGCUGCACGUUUCAUCGUCACCGCCAAGACAAAGCAACAGCUGCGUCAAAGACGACGACAUUGAUCUAGUGAAUCGUCAACAGGAAAACGAUCCACGUCAGCAGCAGCAACAACAGCAGAGUAUGUAUGAUAUGAAUAGCAUAAUUAGCGGCGACAAUGCGAUUAAAAAGGAAGAGAUCGUCGCUAGUUACGAUUUCCAGCCAAUUCGACCUACUAUUUCGAGUAGUCCAGAUUCUUCUGCUCUUGCUAGGGUUUGGAUUUCUACUGAUUAUAAAUCUAAUUCCCCUACUGCAUCUACACUCAGACAUUAUGGUUCUUUGGAUUCCAUUGAACCUGCAAAAGUCGUCGUUGAGAAUGAUCGAAGUGCUUUUGAUGCAGCGAUAGUGUCUGAGAUUGAUAAAACGAUGAAGAAGCAUACUGAUAAUUUGUUACAUCUUCUAGAAGGUGUUAGUGCACGACUGACACAGUUGGAAAGCAGAAGCCGCUGCCUUGAGAAUUCUGUGGAUGAGUUGAAGGUGUCUAUUGGUAACAAUCAUGGAAAUACAGAUGGGAAAAUUGAACAGGUGGAGAAAGUUCUGUUAAAGCUGCAAGCAGGAUUUGAGGUUUUAAAGGAUAAGCAUGAGAUAUUUGAGGCUCAGCUGAAACUUGCAGGACUGCAAGUGUUCAAGGCUGAUCAUCAACAAUCAGUGAUCCAAAACUCUGGGCACAUGGACACUAUGCAGCAAGCAGCAUCUGCUCCUCCCCAGUCUCACCAACAUCUUCCUCCUGUCACUUUUCCACAAUCUAUUCCUCCUGUUCCUGUUCCACCUUCUGCAGUCCCUCCUCCACCAAUCGCUCAACAAAGUUUCCCACUUCCCAACCAAUUUCCACAGAGUCAAAUUACCCCCAUCCCUCAGAAAGAGCCUUACUAUUCAUCACUUGGUCCAAUUCAAGAAACCCAAAAUCCACAGUACCAGAUUACUCCGACACAACAGCCACAGCCCUCAAGUGCAGCACCGUCACACCAACCAUAUGAACCUGCCCCUCAACAACAGUACUCUCAGCCACCUCAGUUAUCUCAAUCCCAAACUUCAGUUGGUCACCAUCCUGUGGAGACACCAUACAAUUCCUCUCAGAGUUACCCACCAAGCUUACGCCAGCCAUCUAGUGGGGCUCCUCCUUCCCAGCAGUAUUAUGGGGUUCCUUCCCACAUUCUUGAUCACUCGAUCAAUAGACCGAGUUCAGGGUUUCCUGCUGGAUAUGGCUCACCUUCUGGGCCUACUGAACCAUAUCCUUCUGGUGGUUCACCUUCUCAAUAUGCUAGCAGCCCUACAAGCAAACCACCCCAGCUCUUUUCUCCUGGUAUAUCUCAGAGUAGUGGGAGCGCAUACCCCCAACUUCCCACUGCUCGGAUUUUACCACAUGCUUUACCUACUGCUUCUGGAACUGGUGGUGGCUCUGGUUCUUCUGGAACUGGAAACAGGGUUCCCAUUGAUGAUGUGGUUGACAAAGUCAGUAACAUGGGAUUUCCAAGAGAACAUGUCCGAGCAACUGUGCGAAAGCUGACAGAGAAUGGCCAAGCAGUAGAUCUGAACACUGUGUUGGAUAAGCUGAUGAAUGAUGGAGAAGUCCAGCCCCAGAGAGGUUGGUUUGGUCGGUAACAUGUCAUUUAUUCAUAAUGAUGUAUAGAGUCGCCGUGUGUUUCUGGACUGAUUUUGGCAAGAGAAACUAUCGGGCUGGAGGAUUUCUUUCUCUAUUUUAUUCUUUGGUGGUGUGGUGGUGGUUUAAUUGCUCCUGCAUGUUUCUUCCAUUCUCACUUUUUUAUACCCUGGUAUACUCAGGUAGUUAUGAGGUCUCUAUCAGGCUUGUCUUGUAUAGCACUGCUUUUGUGACUUAAUAUCUUGAUUCUGAUUUGUGUAUACAUAAUAACCUAAAGAGGCUUAGCAACUGUUUCA